AUGAAAGUGCUUAUCGUCGGCGCUACUGGAAUGGUUGGAGGCGAGGCCCUCAUCCAAUGCCUCGCUCACCCAACUAUCACAAAGGUUGUCGCGUUUCUUCGACGCGACCUGCCAGCAGAGGUAUCUAAGAACCCGAAGCUUGAGUCUGUCUUGAUCAAAGAUUUUGCGAUAUGGCCAGAAGAUGUUUUGCUGGCACAUUCGGACGCCGCUGCUAUGAUUUGGGCCAUGGGAACGUACAAAGGAAGCCUCACAGCCGACUUAGAGCAUCCAGUCACGUUCAUAGAAAGCAUGGGGCGAGUGUUGGACACAAAACACAGCGGAGCCCCGUUUAGGUUUGUGAAUCUAGGUGGUAAAUUUGUGCGCCAGGACCAAGAGAAAAGGCUGUGGUUUCUAGAAAAACCGCGCAAGAUCAAGGGUCUGCUUGAGACCAAAGCUCUUGCAUUCGCAGAAAGCCAUGCAAGCAUUUGGGAGACUUUCAUCCUAAAACCAGGGGGGAUUUUAACGAAGAAAAUGGCGGCAAGCGGUGGAGGUGUAAUUGGGGCCAUAAUGGGCGAGAAUUGGAUAGUGCGACUUGAAGAAUUAGGCGCGUUCAUGGUGCAGCUUGCUAUUAAUGCAGAAGGGGAGGAACCCAUCAUUGAAAACGCACGCAUUGUGAGAAGGGGAAGGGAGUUGUUGGAAUCAGACGCAAAAUAA
Talaromyces rugulosus is the source of this 693-nucleotide messenger RNA. RefSeq lists its product as uncharacterized. The coding region runs from base 1 to 693 and encodes 230 amino acids. NCBI's taxonomy places the organism in Eukaryota, Fungi, Ascomycota, Eurotiomycetes, Eurotiales, Trichocomaceae. The record is from RefSeq and is a predicted model, not a curated record. The transcript is spliced from 3 exons.